GCGAAUGCAUUAUAUAAAUGCAGGUGUUUUGUGAGUGGGAUAACGUUCUGUGACUGUCAGAAGAUCUCAGAUUGUGUUUUUAUAUAGUCAGAGAUUGCUGUCUAACAAGAAUGACUAGUUGAUUGUUAACAGCUUCAACAGUUGGUUUGCAUUUUAAUUUGAAUUUUGCUUGCAAAAAAGACACGAGUUUGACAGUUGCAUUUCAUGAAAUAGAAUAAUUAGGUUUGCCUGUUCUAUCAUUCACUUACUUAUGAAAUGUAAUUUUUUACAUUUGUAAACAGCGGACUUUUCAAAUAAGAUAUAAAUGUGUUACAAGUAAGCAUCCAUUUGCCUGUAUUACUUGUAAAUUUUAAAUUGGAAAAGUGUGCGACUUUAAUUCAAAAGAUAAAACUGAGUGAUUUGUUUGGUAUUUAUAAUAACGGAAUAAUUUUAAAGGGCAAAAUUACAUUUAUAAAAAAAAUGAAAAUGACGAAUUGAUAUGAAAUAAAUAUUCCUUGCAAGGAAAAUUGUUACCAACAAGAUAUUUCGGUCGAUCAUUCCGUGUUUGAGAUAAAGUGCUACUCCUGUAGAAUUACUUAAGAAGUGAAGGAGUUUCAACAGUGUCUUCGUUAUUUGUUUGGUAACUGGGCUUGUCCCUGUAUUUUCCAUUGUUAAUGUAAAGCAUAUUGUGAAUUUACGGGAAAGAAUCUGACUGAAAAUGGCUUAUUUCCACAAUGAAACUAAAAACGCCUCGUCAAAUAACAUACCUUAUAUUUAUACCGGACUAGUUCAAACAGACAUGGUGGCUGGACUUGUAUUGGCACCCAACGCAACCUCGAAUUUCUCACAUUUUUUGAAUACCUCGAAUCAAACUGAGGGAAAUAUCACAGGCAAUGUUAUACCCUACUUUCAUCAGACAGAAGAGAUCAUAUUCCUCUCAAUCCUUCUGUUCUGCAUCGUGCUCGGAAACAGCAUCGUCUUGUUGGCUGUUGGACUGUCCAGGAGAAGACAUUCCAGGAUGCAUUUCUUCAUCAUGCAUCUUGCAAUUGCAGAUUUAUCUGUUGGUUUAGUGACUGUUAUGACUGACCUUAUCUGGAAGAUAACCAUCAAAUGGUAUCUUGGGGAUGUCAUGUGCAAGAUCGUCAAAUUCGCCGAGGCUUUUGUGAUGUUUGCAUCUACAUAUAUGCUUGUUGCUCUCAGCAUUGACCGGUACGACGCAAUAGCCCGACCGCUACAGUUUUCAGGAACUUGGACCAGAUGUAAGGUGCUCGUUGGAGUGGCAUGGAGUCUUUCAGCCCUUUUUGCAUCACCUCUGCUGUUCGUAUCCGGAGUCCCUGAAGGUACACAAAUGUGCUGGAUGUCAUUUCCGGAAGAAUACCAUUGGCUGAUCUGGUUUUUGUGCGUGAUGCUGGCAGUGCUGGUACUUCCUGCCUUAAUUAUCACAGCGUGUUACACCCUGAUUCUGUACAUCAUCUGGUCCAACAGUCAUUUACUGGCAUCAACUCAGCCCAAGAAGGUCUAUACUGCAGAGAAAAAGUUCCUCAUGCCACCACCCGAAACUGAAAACGGGAUUACCCAAAGGGCUUCACCAAAGAAAGUCAGAUCAAUGAGCGCCAAUAUCGGUCGUAGCUCUAGAGGCGUGAUUCCCCAAGCCAAAAUACGAACAGUCAAGAUGACCUUUACCAUUGUACUAAUGUUCAUCAUCUGCUGGAGUCCGUACUUCAUAUUUAAUUUACUGCAACUUCUACAUUAUGUACCCAACACGAAGGACAUGCACGCACUGGCUACAUUUAUCCAGAAUCUAGCUGCAUUAAAUUCCGCUGCCAACCCACUGAUUUACGGCAUCUUUAGUACAAGAAUCUGCAGAUAUUUAAGAAAGCCCAAACGAAGACAAACAAGUUUUACUAUGGAGACCGUGACACGACGUCGAUCAUCACGUAUAAUUCUAAAAAAACAAAAUGACAAUUGAGAGUAUUUCGAUGCAUAUCUGACCUAUUCUGUUGCCAUGACAACCCACCACUACGGCCAUCAGGUUUAUCCGAAUUUUCCAACUUCACGGACCCCGGCGAAUAUGGACGGAGAUCGACGAGAUAUAACGAUCAAAAUUGUCGGAGACAUUCGCGCUUUAUCGACAGCUCAAACUGUAAUCGGAGUAUGCCUCGGAGGUCUCCAUCCCCAAGAUGUUUGGACUCAAAUGACUUCUCAACUACUUCAAAUAGAGGAGGGUCAAACGUUGUUGAAAUGUGUGAUUAUAUUUAUAUCACUGUUCAGAGUGAAAGAAAGUUCACUUAAUCAUAUCAAACUAAACAUAUGGUAUCACUUUGUGUAAAUACAUAUAUUUAUUGUUAUAAAUAAA
Mya arenaria is the source of this 2335-nucleotide messenger RNA. RefSeq names its product cardioacceleratory peptide receptor-like. Lineage: Eukaryota; Metazoa; Mollusca; Bivalvia; Myida; Myidae. Gene Ontology annotation, biological process: G protein-coupled receptor signaling pathway. The record is from RefSeq and is a predicted model, not a curated record. Gene Ontology annotation, cellular component: membrane. Gene Ontology annotation, molecular function: vasopressin receptor activity; neuropeptide receptor activity. Bases 698 to 1948 code for a protein of 416 amino acids. The transcript has 10 exons.